Molecule: messenger RNA, 1800 nt
Organism: Panonychus citri (citrus red mite)
Lineage: Eukaryota; Metazoa; Arthropoda; Arachnida; Trombidiformes; Tetranychidae
Exons: 7
Coding region: 206-1573 (455 amino acids)
Source: RefSeq, a predicted model, not a curated record
CAGUUUAAAGAGUAACUUUUAACAGCGAACUUGGUUUAACCUUUUAACUUGUUAAUCUUUCGUUUUUAAUUUUGUUUCUUCUUAAUGUCGACAAUUAACGUGAUUAAUGUUCCAUUGAUUAUCAACAAUUAAUUGACUUUAAGUGUUUUCGUUUUCGUUUUUAUUUCUCUUCACUGCAAAUCAAGCAGCCAACAUAAUCCAUAUUAUGUUACCAAUGGAUUUAAUUAUCGUUUCGCUCCCUUAUUCAUUAAUGGUAUUUAUUUUUCAAUUAUGUAUGAUUGAUUGUUUGAAAAUUAAAAGUAUCUAUGUGCCCAAAGCUAUAACAAUCGGUGAAUCAGCUUGGUUAAAUUGUUCAUAUGAAUUGGAAAAUGAUAAUCUCUAUUCAAUAACAUGGUUUAAGGCUAAUCUGCUUGAGAUUAAUCUGAAUAAUAAAAGACAAUUUUACCGUUAUGUUCAUAAUGAGGUACCUCCAACAACUACAUACGAAACACCAGGAGUUCACAUAGACGAAACCAAAUCAAAUCGAGGGAGUGUUUACCUGUACAAAAGUAAUCUCACCACCGAGGGAAAAUAUAUCUGUGAAGUUAUCGCUGAUUCACCUUCAUUUCAAACAGUAACUCGGACCGAUGAUAUGAGAGUUCAUUAUUUACCUGAAAAAGGUCCAACAAUUUCACCGACAACAUCAACCAUUGGAAAUGUUGAUUUUAUCAAUGUUACUUGUAAAAGUGGACCUUCCAAGCCGAAAGCGCGUUUAUCCUGGUAUAUCAAUGAGACACCAGCACCUAAACAAUAUGUUUACGAUGAGGAUUAUCUCAAUGUAUCCGAUGAUCCAUCAAAUGGAUUAAGAUCAUCACAGAUUCGACUUUUGUUUCCAAUUUAUCAAAAUAAUCCAAAAGAUAAUUACUAUCGACUUCGUUGUGAAUCACAAUUUGUACAAAGCUUUUCAGAAGUGGCUCAGAUAUCAAUUAAACCUGUAAAUCAAAGGUCUAAUGAUAGUUUUACUUCAGUUUUUCAAGUGGGAUUAAUCAGAUCCUCAUCUGGACGAGGUAUUGAAUCAAUUAAUCCAACCAAUGAUUCAAUAAUUAACAAGGAAGGAGAUUUAAGAAUUGAAGGAUUAAAAUCAUCUUAUCAACCUCGAGAUCGAGUUAAUUUAACUUGUCAAAGUGGCAAAUCUCCGGUUCAUUCAACACCCACAAAACUAACUUGGUUGAUUAAUAAUAUCGAGGCAACUCGAGAUAUGAUUCAAACUCAUCCUAUCGAUUCAUUGAACAAUACGAAGCUUAGUUUAAUGUUCAAUUUGAAUCAAUCGUUUUUCACUAAAUGGUCUGAUCUAAAUGACCUAAAGCGAUCUAAGAUUGUCCUCAAAUGUUACGCUCUCUAUGAGGAGAUAUUAUUUCAAUCUAGUAAAGAGCAAACAAUUAGGAAAACUCGUGAAUCAAAAAGUGAAUCAGCAGCAGUUAACACAGCCGAUCAAGUCACAAUGGGCUCAGGAUCUGGAAACGUUUUACAUGGAUCAUUAUUGAGAGUUAACCAAUUAAUUACCAUUUUAAUUACUAUCAUGAUUAUCCUGUGACCAGAAAAUUAUAAUCAAAUUUUAAAUUCGAGUCAUUAAUUUACACACUUGUAAAUAGAGUAAAUAUAUUUUUUGGUGGUUCCUCUGAAAUCGAAACAAAAACUUUCUUCUCUCCUUAUGAAAAUUUUCCAUCUUCUUUUGCAUUCGAGGAACAUUCAAUUCUCUGUAAAAACUGAUUGAGAUUAAUAAAUUAAAACAUUUCAAAAUAACUAAUAAUUUCUUAACCA